AUGAACUCUGUCGACGAGAUCGGAACUCGAAUUUCCCAAAAAUCGAAGGCAGAAUUGCUUGUUCCUGCAUUGAAAGGAACACUUAAUGUUCUCAACUCCUGUGCAAAAGUUCCAUCUAUAAAGAGAGUGGUUCUGACAUCUUCAACGGCUGCAGUCAUGUGGUAUGUUCUCUCCAAAACUGUGGCUGAGGAAGCUGCCUGGAAGCUUGCAAAAGAGAAGGGUAUUGACUUGGUGACAAUAAAUCCUGGAAUGGUUAUUGGACCAUUGUUGCAGCCAACACUCAACACAAGUGCAGCUACAAUAGCCAGCUUAUUCAGUGGUAUGCCUCGCAUUUGA
Messenger RNA from Beta vulgaris subsp. vulgaris (sugar beet), 336 nucleotides. RefSeq names its product phenylacetaldehyde reductase. Lineage: Eukaryota; Viridiplantae; Streptophyta; Magnoliopsida; Caryophyllales; Amaranthaceae. The record is from RefSeq and is a predicted model, not a curated record. Gene Ontology annotation, molecular function: oxidoreductase activity, acting on the CH-OH group of donors, NAD or NADP as acceptor. Bases 1 to 336 code for a protein of 111 amino acids. The transcript has 3 exons.